AGAUUAUAAAAUGUAUUUAUAAACAAUUAUCUUGAGCAAUUAUAACAAAAUUAGCCCAAUAUAUUAACACAUACACUGAUCAAACAUGUACUUUUGCUUUUAGAUAAACAAAACGGUCAUGUUUGUAUGACAUGACACAACCGGCUUUGUUGCUGUCAGAUACUGAUCUGCCUCGGAGGCUUUCAGACUGUCCAUUGCUCAAUUGCACGAAGCAUGAGCAAAUCUCGCUGUACGUAAUGCUGGGCCACAAUGUCAUGUUAUCCUCCCAGUUCUGCACUGGAUUGGGGUGCGGGAUAGUAACGCCAUCUCAGUCAAAUACGUAGAUCCGUGUUCCCAAACUAGCAUCGACAUCACUGUUUACACCGGCAGACGCUGGGAACAACACCGGCAGAAGUGAAAUGCAUUUCUGUAGAGGAAUGGCGCCCACGAAACGGCUCGUAAACUUGUCUAUAAAACGACUGUUAUAAUUUCUGAAAACAAACAGGAGUUACAAAACUGUAUCCCACGCAUAUGCAGCCCUGCUCGAGGAUUUUUAUUAUUUUGGAUUUGUAUUACAACGAGAUGGUUAGCUUUUCCAGUUACAACUCGAGACAGUUCUGCAUUGAAUAAUGAGGUACGUCAUGUAUUUUGUGUAAUUCUGGCCCGCUGCGGUCACUUCUGUGGGGUAACGUUAACGUUAGCGCUCAAACAUGCACGACAUGACUUCCGUGCCCUUGGUGGUGGCUACGUAGUGCUAAUCAGCCGUGAUCUCUCAAAGGUUUGAGCGCACGGCGCCGCCAACAGGCUAGCUUGAUGGACGUUACCGUUAGCGCUAGAUGGAGCACACUGUUAUUAUGGUGUUUUCCGGCGGGCAGAAGAAAUAGCGGUGACUGUAAAAUAGAUUUCACGACACUAUUAGCAAUGGGUACCGAGUGACGUGUAUUUUGAGCCAGCUAUAAAAAUAGGCUGGACUCUGAGGUUUUGCUAACUGUAAAGAGAACCACAAAGUAGGCUAGCCUGCUUUUGGAAGAUUUGAACACAUUAGUAAAACAAAAAUCUAUUUCAUGACUAACGUUAGCUGCAGCACUGCGUUGGUUACUACACUAAUCAUUAUACUACAACGAUCAGCCUAACGGUAUUUGAUUCAUUCAUAUCGAACAUUAAGCAAGCUUACCUGUAGCUACGCUUGUGCCAAGGGUCCAGAAAUGAGCUUGUCUCGUGCAGUACGUUGGUUUACCACCCGUUGAUCUCCCGGUCAACCAAAAUUCAAUGGAUUUCAAUCAUAUUUCCCGGUCAACUAUAUAUCGAUGCAUUAUCAACUAUGUUUCAACACAUUCGGGGAUUGCACUUCCAAUCGUAAAGAUAACUAGAUCAAUGUUGUUCCAAUAUUAUCAUGAAAACAUCAGGUUUUCAUCGAUAUGGUAAUGGUGAUUCAACGUUUAUUUUGCAUUGAAAUUUCAAUAUCAACCAUAAUGAUGAUUUAGAUGGAAAAACAAUGUUUAUUCAAUGUUGGAUUGCUGUCUGGAUAGUGUCUGUGGAAUCGGCGUACGUCAUAGGGUAAGUGUGUACGUGAGCGUGCAUGUGCGCCUGUGUGCGUCAUACAACUUGAAAGCACGUAUCCAUGACAACCGGAGUGUGCGUCAUACAACUUCAAAGACGUUAGCAUUUAAACGUUCCAUUGUGUGCUAUUCGAAUCACUUCUCAGAGGGCUUCGAACAAGGUGCAUUGGAAAUACUGCAUGGACGUUAAUAACCAGAAUAUUGCAGGAAAAUAAUUAAUUUGAUGCACCGCUGAAGGAUAUAUUAUUAACAAGACUUUGAGAACAUCUGGUCCACUGGAUUUUGCAUUGAGAUAAGAUGGAAAACAUGAAAGAAGACACCGUUUCAACACAAAGCAGUGAACGAGAUAGAAUUGAAUCUGACAUGGCCGAAGCGUUGGUUUCCGACGCUCUAGAUAUGUCCGUUGACGGGAUUUGUGAGCUGAACCAGAAAAUCGCUUUGUGGAAGGCUGGUGAAGCCUCCAGACUGAAUCACAAUUCCAUCCCCACCAUUGAGGACAAUAUUCAGCAAUAUUUGAGGAAUUACUACAAUUCAAGGAUAAUGUUCACGGAGGGGAGUGGAACACAAUCACAAGACGGUCCAUCAUCCCCUGACCGCCCGAGCACGUCAUACGCUGAAGAACCGAAGUAUGAUUCUGACAUUUCAAAGACAAUCGAUGGGUAUUUUGAAAUAGCCGCGAAGAGCUCAGUUGACGAAAAUAGGGCCCAUCCACUCACUACAAUCAGUUCACCAUGUGAUUCUGUUCAAGCCCACAAGGGAAAAUCUGGAGGAAGACCGAAGAGAAUUUUUAAGGCAAUGAAAAAGGCCUUUGGGUUAAAUAGAUAUGAGAAAUGCCAGCACGUGGAGAGUAAAAGCGUCCCUGUGCAUAGAUACUUGAUUCUUUCCCCAAUCUUGUCCAGCGGGUCCGAGCCAGCAAAGUAUGAUGCAGAGAAGUCAGAACAGAGUGACGCACAACGGUCUCAAGAAACAGCAGAACUGGACAACUCUCCUGGAGAACUGGACUCCGACCUUCUUAAAAUGGAGAAGGAAGUCGGGGUCACUCGUCCCAAGACACCGCUACAGGUGAAAACAGAUAAGAAACGACCUCCAUCUUCAACCCAAAGAUUCUUCUUGGUGGAGGAGCAGGUCAAGGUCACUCAGCCCGAGACACCAAUACAAGUGAAAACAGAUAAGAAACCUUCAAUUCUAAAAAGGUUCUGGAGAUUCUUAACAUGUUCAAAUAAGUAAGUACACACCAGUGAGAUUUCACUCACUCACACACACCAGUGAGAUUUCACUCACUCACACACACCAUUGAGA
Gasterosteus aculeatus aculeatus (three-spined stickleback) is the source of this 2837-nucleotide messenger RNA. Lineage: Eukaryota; Metazoa; Chordata; Actinopteri; Perciformes; Gasterosteidae. The record is from RefSeq and is a predicted model, not a curated record.